This is a messenger RNA of Capsicum annuum, 666 nucleotides long. RefSeq lists its product as uncharacterized. The record is from RefSeq and is a predicted model, not a curated record. The transcript has 3 exons. Lineage: Eukaryota; Viridiplantae; Streptophyta; Magnoliopsida; Solanales; Solanaceae. The coding region runs from base 1 to 666 and encodes 221 amino acids.
AUGGAAGCUUUCCUUGAUCGAUUCUUUUAUCUAGAGCUGAGGGAGGCCAAGGAAGAAGAGUUCAUGAAUCUUAAGAAGGGGAAGAUGAGUUUUCAAGAGUAUACUUUAAAGUUUAAUCAGCUUUCCUAUUAUUCUCCUGAGAUGACGAGUAGUAUGAAGGCCCGAAUGAGAAAGUUUGCUUUCGGCGAUUUUGAGGAUCUAUUACUUGAGUGUCAGGGAGCUAUGUUCAAUAGUGAAUUAGACUUUACUAGGCUGACAGUCCACAUACAGCAGGUGGAGGAGAAGAAGAAAAAGAUAGCUGAGUCAAGAGAGAAGGACAAGCAAGCGAAGAGAGCUAGAUCAGCGGAUUGGGAUUCUAAUGCCGAAAGUCUUUCCCUUCAGUCUGUCCCUAUUGUAAAUCAAUUUUCAGAAGUUUUUCUAGAUGAUCUCCCAGGAAUACCACCUGAUAGGGAGAUGAACUUUGGCAUUGAUGUAUUGCCAGAUACCCGCCUCAUUUCUAUUCCACCAUAUAGAAUAGCUCCUGCAGAGUUGACUAAUACUCCUACAACUUUCAUGGACCUAAUGAACAGGGCUUUCCAUCUGUUCCUGGACCUAUUUGUCAUAGUUUUUAUCGAUGACAUCUUGAUUUACUCUAAAAGUGAUGAGGACCAUUCUAAUUACCUCUGA